Molecule: messenger RNA, 3994 nt
Organism: Aphanomyces invadans
Lineage: Eukaryota; Oomycota; Saprolegniomycetes; Saprolegniales; Verrucalvaceae
Exons: 14
Coding region: 37-3714 (1225 amino acids)
Biological process (GO): microtubule cytoskeleton organization
Cellular component (GO): cytoplasmic microtubule
Molecular function (GO): microtubule binding
Source: RefSeq, a predicted model, not a curated record
GCCGAGAAUUCGCCGCCGCCGCCAGCGUCGCGUCGUAUGGAGCACGUGCUGAGCGCGCUACGGUCCCAUGAGUCCAAGAUACGACUGUCCGGUGUCGGUGCCGCCGAUCCGUUCGUAGACGACGAAGGAUGGGAAGACUUGACGUCAGCUCUUGUGGGCUGCCUGACCGACAACAACUCGAAGGUGUCCCAAGGUAGCUUGAAGGUUCUCGCCAAGGUUGUUGCGAGUCCGAGAAAGUCGCCUGAUGCGAUCCGACCAUGGUUUGGACAAGUCUGGGGUUCGCUGAAAGAAAAGAUGGGCGACAGCAAGCUUCCCGUGCGUGAAGCCGCCACGGACCUCUUGCUGGUGUUCAUGGAGAAACUUGGAAUGAGUUCCGUGAUGGAUCGACUCAAGUUGUGCGCCGCUCACAAGAACUGGCGAACUCGCGAGCAGAUUCUGCUCGCCAUGCUUUUGGCCAUGGAACGAUUCCGAGACGAUCCGUAUCGCCUAUGUCUUGAUGGCCUCGUCGACUUGGCACUCAAUCUUCUAGAAGACUCGACCAAGGAAGUUCGAGACGCCAGCAUCAACGUUCUUGAGGCGCUCUACAAAAUCCAAGGCCAUACUCUCCUGAGUGACCUUCAAUCCAAACACAUUCGAAACACACACAUGCGCAUGCUCUUGACGCGGUUUGGUGCCGAUGACCUGAGCAGUUUGACGCUCUCAACCAAGCCGCGGACGUCCCCGCCGGCGUCGUCUCGAUCGAUUCAGUCACAAUCCCCUCCGCGGGUAAUAAAGCCGUCCAAAGCAGGGUCGUCGGUUGCCUCGACUGGUUCGUUGUCACUCUCGCCGUCGUCGUCGAAGCCCAUGUCGACUUCCGUCGGCACCCACGUCAACCCCCUUCCAGCGGCAUUCGGCUCCGCAUUAAACCACGUUGUGUGCAAGUACUCGGAGCGAGAGCUCUUGAUCGAGAUGCAGCAGAUCGCCCAUGGCCUUGCGACCGGGACAGACUGGGCCAAACGCGUCGAUGCGCUGCAACACUUGCAACGGAUCGUGGCCAACGGCGGCGCCCAACUCGCCGUCUUUGUCACGUCGCUGCGGCCGCUGCGAGAGCCCAUCUGCGAACAAGUAAGCGAUCUUCGGUCUACUGUGUCGCGGGAAGCGUGUGCGACGAUCACCACCCUGGCGACAUGCAUGGGGGACGACACAUUCCAUCCGUUUGUCGAAUACUUUGUCGCGGCGCUGUUAAAAGCCACGUUCGUUACGAUUCAAGUCAUUUCGACAUCGGCGGAUGCGUGCUUGAAGAGUAUUGUGCUGAGUGGGCGCGGGUCGGGGUACCCGAAGGCGCUGCCCAAGUUUCUUGAAGGUGCAAAGGCAAGGAAUCAAGUAUUGCGCCUCCACUGUGUCGAGUACUUGACCCUCGCACUGAGCUGUUGGCACGUGAGCGUCCUGGACAAGUACAUCGAUUUGUUGGCGGCGCUCUUGCCUGUCAUUAUUCUCGACGCUCAAGCCGACGUUCGCGCGGCGGCGCGCAAGUGUUUUUGGGCAUUUCACAGCCAAUACGAGACGAGAGCCCUCAACAUCCUGUACAACCAUUUGGACAGCUCCACGCAACGCCGCCUUCAUGACGACAAAGACACAGCAUUGGGUCUGGCUAAAGCUCUCAGUCCGCAAGAUGGCGCAGGUGGUGGCUCUGCUCCUGGUUUGACAUCGUGGUCGCUCCCAUCACGGCAACCAAGCGUGGUCCAGACUCCAAUUCCUCCACCAGUCCCUGCCACAACUUCUCUCAAAGUCGGCGCGCUCCGUGUGCAAAACUCCGAUGCAGCGGCAGCUACCACGACUGUCGCGACCGCAGUGACCGGCGCGGCUCGUGUACUCAACCGCAAGUCGCUUCCAGCGAAGGACCCAGAUGACCCGUCGGCCCCUGUGCGACUGACUGUGCAAGGCCCCCUCCGCGUGCUGAAUCCUUCCCCUGCGCCGCCCGAAAAUGUAGCCACUGCCGCUGUCUCAAUUGGCGCCAAGCGCGUCGAAACCGGUGCCCCAGCAGCAAAACAAUCCUCCGUGGUCACUUUACCAGCAUCUUCGCGGUACGAGCUGCAUUCUGGUCACUCCGACUCAGCUCCACCACCGCCUUCCCAGCCGCCAACGUCGUCGCAGACCCAUGGCAGCUCGAACAAGCAACUCCGAUCCGUGGACGAGAACAAUAUGGAUGACGCGAAGGACGAUAUUGCGGUGGCAGGAUUAUUUGAAAAAGCCGAUGAUUCCUUGUGGCUGACAAGGCUCGAAGCGUUGGAGCGACUCGCCAAGCUCGUGGAGAUGCGCAAUCCAGCCAAUGCACCCAUCGUGACGAGUGCAAAGUUGCCCAAGUUGUUGCAGAAACGCGUCGGCGAUUCGCAUUAUCGCGUCGUGCAAGCGGCAUUGAAAUUGACGCUGGUUGUGUUGACGUCGAGCACCGCUGGAAGGACCUCCUCGACAACAACCACAACAACCCUGUUGCCGUGGAAAACCAUCUUGCCCAAGGUUUUCCUCAAGGCCGUCGACUCCAAAGACUCUGUCCGCGCCGCCGCCAUCGCCGUGCUGGAAGCGUUUGCCGCCAACGUGGAGCCAUCGGCGCUCGCGAUGGCCGUUGUGUCGACCAUGCUCGAUGGAAUCCCAGUCAAAGUCAAAGCCGUGGUGUUUCAAUUCGUCGCCCCGCUCGUCCCCUCGGCAAUCGAUCUGUUUUCCAACGCAACGUUCCUGCGCAGCGUGGUCUUAAAAAUCGUGCUCUUUGUCGAACAAGAUGCAAGCUCGAGUGCGGCAACGACGGCGGCCGUGGGCAGCCUCAUCAAUGCGCUCUAUAAUUGCGUGGGGCCGUCCAUGGCCGCCGUCGAAUCGCAACUGCCUUCCAACAAAGUCAUGUUGUUGCAACGAUACCUGUCGACGAGCUCAGGUGCGAAUACACCGUCGACCGAGCAAGGAGGUGCAACGACGUCGCUAAAGCGCAGCCGACUCGCGUUUGAUGGAGAGACUGGCGCACCGUCACCGUUGCCAAUCAUGCCGCCCCAACAUUCUCCCAGGCACUUGUUCGACAACAAUCUCCACAGCACGAGAUCCGACGCACCGCUUCUACAACGACCCACUGCCGACACCACUCGCAACGAUACCGGACAGGACCGUGCCGACCAAGCACACAUCAAGAGCUCCGAGUUUGAACGGGUUUUGGCAAGGCUAGAGUCCACCCACAACAACGCGAGCCACGACGAUAAGCUCCAUGCAACCGAGUCGGUGGUUGUGCUCUUUCAACAUGCGCCCGACGAUCUUGUCGACGUAUACUUGCCACAGACCAUUCCUGCGCUGCUCGACGUCGCUCUCGAAUGCGGGGGCUCGAUCGAGUUUAACGUGGUUCAAGCGCGAGUGAUGCAGACCAUCCAAACCCUUGUGACCCACCAUGCCCAAACGAUCGCACGGCAUCUCGAACCCAUCGCGGUUCUCGUCCUGGAGAGAUGCAGCGCGUCGCUGACGCCGUCAUCGUUGAUGCUGCGACAUGUAGGCCCAGUACUUUGUGGACAAGACGUUGCAGCUAUGCCUGUCGACCGUCGACGCGUUGGCGCGCCUCCACUUGCUCGUUCCGUUUGUGGUAGCGAGCUCCACGUCGCCGUCGUCGUCGGCAUUGGAUCUCCAAGUCGUGUUGAAAUGCCUCCGCUUGGCCAUGGAGCUUCUGGACAUGCACACCGAGGGCAUGUCGCGGCCGACGUUUGAUAACACGGCAAAAGCUGUCGUCGCCUGCUUGAACCACGCAAACUCUGGGGUGCGCAAGAACGCGGUGGGGUGUUUAGUCGCACUCUACUUUCUCGGCGGCUCCAGUGCCUGUGCUGCGCACGUCGCAACAUUGCCUCCACACCAGCAAAAGCUCAUCGGGUUGUACAUUGACAAGGCCCAGGCACAACAACACAGAGUCGCACACGACGUGGCUGGACCACGCCCCCAUAGAAGCAGUCCACACCCAGCCACAUAACAUGGAGUUGCUAUGACGAGGCCA